AUGUCCUCAGCUACACAACUUAUCUCGUGCGUGCCGAUCUCUCUACUGUGCAGAGAGGUGUUUGGUCUGAUCUUUGAUCGUAGCACAAUAUCUGCUAUCACGCAAGCUCUCAUGCUCCUGCAUUACCUUGUCUUCAGCCCCGAACAGGGGCUCAACCUCCGCCAUAAGCUACACUACGCGCCUCAUCGGCAGUUCAACGGGGUCUCACAUAUGUUUGUCGUCACACUGGGCAGACUGAGCUUUGCGGACCCACCAGACGUGGAGAACCUAGGCGGCAACGAGAAGCGAAGGCUUGAGCAGCUUGCUGAGAUGGCGCACGAUUUGUUGGAGCUGGUUGUGGAUGGGCCCGAGGCGGAAAGCGUGUGGGCGAUGUAUCAAGCGUGGCCAGAGCGAAAAGGGGUGGUGGAUGAUGAGGAGAUGGAAGCAAGGUUGUUCGAUGUUGGGUGA
Molecule: messenger RNA, 447 nt
Organism: Heterobasidion irregulare TC 32-1
Lineage: Eukaryota; Fungi; Basidiomycota; Agaricomycetes; Russulales; Bondarzewiaceae
Exons: 2
Coding region: 1-447 (148 amino acids)
Source: RefSeq, a predicted model, not a curated record